Molecule: messenger RNA, 996 nt
Organism: Miniopterus natalensis
Lineage: Eukaryota; Metazoa; Chordata; Mammalia; Chiroptera; Miniopteridae
Source: RefSeq, a predicted model, not a curated record
AUGGUGAAGGUCACAGUGAACAGAUUUGGCUGUAUUAGAUGCCUGGUCACCAGGGCUGAUUUUAACUCUGGCAAAGUGAAAGUUGUCACCAUCAAUAAUCCUUUCAUUGACCUCAACUACAUGGUCUACAUGUUCCAGUAUGAUUCUAUUCAUGGCAAGUUCAAAGGCACAGUCAAGGCUGAGAACUGGAAGCUUAUCGUCAAUGGAAAGUCCAUCAUCAUCUUCCAGGAGCAAGAUCCCAUCCACAUCAAAUGGUAUGAUGCUGGUGCUGAAUAUGUUGUGGAGUUUGCUGGUGUCUUCACUGUCUUGGAGAAGACUAGGGCUCACUUGAAGGGUGAAGCCAAGAGAGUUAUCAUCUCUGUCCCUUCCGAAGAUGCCCCCAUGUUUGUGAUGGAUGUGAACCAUGACAAGUAUGACAAUUCCUUCAAGAUUAUCAGCAAUGCCUCCUGCACCACCAACUGCUUGGUGCCCCCUGGCCAAGGUCAUCAUGACAACUUUGGCAUCGUGGAGGGACUCAUGACCACAGUUCAUGCCAUCACUGCCACCCAGAAGACUGUGGAUGGCCCCUAUGGGAAGCUGUGGCAUGAUGGCCAAGGGGCUACCCAGAACAUCACCCCUGCUUAUACUGGCACUGCCAAGGCUCUGAGAAAGAUCAUCCCUGAGCUGAAUGGGAAGGUCACUGGCCUGGCCCUCUGUGUCCCCACCACCAAUGUGUCAUUUGUGGAUCUGACCUGCCGCCUGGAGAAAGCUGCCAAAUAUGAUGACAUCAAGAAGGUAGCAGGCAUCAGAGGGCCCUCUCAGGGCAUCUCAGGCUACACUAAGGACCAGGUCAUCUCCUGCAACUUUAACAGUGACACCAACUCCUCCACCUUCAAUGCUGGGAUUGGCAUUGCCCUCAGUGACCACUUUGUUAAGCUCAUUUCUUGGUAUGAAAAUGAAUUUGGCUAUAGCAACAGGGUGGUGGACCUUAUGGUCCACAUGGCCUACAAGGAGUAA